AUGGCCUCUCUUGACAAGCUCGCCAUUCGCGGCGUCCGCUCCUUUGACGACAAGUCAAUCAACAUCAUCCAAUUCUUCCACCCACUCACCGUAAUCGUAGGCUACAAUGGCAGUGGCAAGACCACCAUUAUCGAGUGUCUCAAGUAUGCCACCACCGGCGACUUGCCGCCCAACACCAAAGGUGGCGCCUUUGUGCACGACCCACAGAUGGCCACCUCAAACGAAGUCAAGGCGCAAGUCAGGCUCCGCUUCUUUGCCGCCAACAAGGUCCGCAUGAACUGUGUGCGCAACCUCCAGGUCUCGCGCAAGAAGGGCGGCGGUCUCACCAUGAAGACGCUUGAAGGUCUACUCCAGAUCGCCGACGACGAUGCAAAGACGGGGAAGCGCGGUACACUGUCCACAAAAUGCUCCGAGCUCGACGAAGAGAUUCCGCGGCUGCUCGGCGUGUCCAGGUCGAUUCUCGAGAAUGUCAUCUUCUGCCACCAGGAAGACAGCAACUGGCCUCUUUCGGAACCAGCCAGCUUGAAGAAGAAGUUUGACGACAUUUUCGAAGCUACUCGAUAUACCAAGGCGCUCGACAACAUCAAGUCUCUGCGAAAAGAUCGCACCAACCAGCUCAAGGUCGACAAGGCAGCGCUUGAGGGUCUCAAGGUCGACAAGGAUCGUGCAGACACUAUCAAGACCAAACUCACUCACCUCCAAGUCGACCUCGCCCAGAAAGAAGCCAAGCUCGAAGAUCUCAACGAAGAGAUUCGCAUCAAGACGGUGCAGAACUCCAAAUUCUACGAUGAGGCCACACGCUUCCGCGAGAUCGUCAGCCGUGCAGAGACGCUCGAGGAGAAGGAGAGACUUCACAAGGAGAACAUGGAUGCACUGCAAGCUACCAUGACGCCCAUCAAGGAUUCGGAUGAAGAUUUGCAGAAGCGCAAGCAAAAGUUCCAGUCCCACUUGGAUCAGAAUCAGUCCAAGAUUCACGCGCUUAAGAGGCGACAGGCCGAGACGGAAGAUGAGCUCGAGACUCAGGAGCAGCGCCAUCGCAAAAAGCUCUCGGAGAAGGGAGGUCUCGAGGCUGAAAAACGAGCGCAUCUCCAGGCUAAGGAAAAGCGCGAAACGUCCAUCAAGCAAAUUGGCAACGAGAUUGGCAUCAAGGGCUUUGGCGGGGAUGGGCUGACCGAUGCUCAGAUUCAAGGCUUUGAGGACCGCGUCAAGGACGAGGUACGAAAACUCGACGACGAACUUGCGCGCCUGCGCGAGGCCAACUCAAAGAAAGAGGAGGAUCUCCAGACCUCAUGGCAGAACCUGCGCGCCGAUCUUCGCGCUAAGCAAAACGCCCGCGAGCAGCUCACCGACUCGGUGCGUAAGCUGCGAGAGAAGAUCAAGAGGGCGCAAGACGAGCUCGACGGCUAUGCAAUCAGUAGCGCCGACAUCGAAGCAGCCGUACGCGAUCGAGACGGCCUUUCUGCUAAAGCCGCUGCUGCUCAGAUAGAGUUCGAAGAGGCCAAGUACGAAGAGCAGAUCCGCAACAAGAACGCCGAUAUCCGCGAGAAGGACGAUCUACGCGAAGAACGAGCCUCGGAAAUUAAUCUGCUCAAUCGCCAUGCUGAGCUGCGGGCGUCGCUCGGCUUGAAGAUGCAACAGGCAGGGACACGCAGGAACAACGCGCAGGAGUUGUUCGAUCGCCACAAGUCUGCCUUGGCGGAGCGCGUCCGUCCGGACAUGCAGCUGCGCGAGGUAGAGGGUGAAGUUGCCCGCGUCCUGUCAAAGCACGAGAAGCGAGUCGAGGAGCUCGAGACGACGAAUGCGGACAAGAACAGAGAGCUGCAGCAAGUCGAGUCGGCUCUCUCGUUUACUCGCAAACAGCUCAAGACCAAGCAAGAAAUGGCAGCUGAGCUGCAGCGCGCUAUCCAAGCCAUCCUUUCGCCUGACUUUGACGAUGCAGAAGAGGCGGUCAAGAUCUGCGCCGAAGAGAUCGCCGCCGCCAAGGACGAAUACGCGUCGAUUGACUCGCUCGACUCGUUUCUUCGCCGAGUUCUCAGAGAAGCCAAGGGGAAAGGUCAUUGUUUUGCGUGCAACAGAGGCGUCACUCCAGGCGAGUACGAAGCCAUUGAAAAGCAUGUCUCGAGCACACUCAGCUCGAGCAACACGGCGCAGAAGAAACAGACGCUCAAGGCUGAUAUCGACGGUUGGACCGAGCGCAACGCCGAAUGUCAGACUGCGCUGGCUAAGGAUGCACAGCGCAAGGUCAUUCAAAAUGUCGAGCUCGUAGAGCUUCAAAAAACCAUCUCGACCAAGGAGGCGGAACUCAAGGUGGCUGCCGAGGCGGCUGAAGCAGCGUCUGCCGAGGUGGUCAAGAAGCAAACAGAGCUCAAGGAACUGCAAGCACUUCGACGUGUCGGCAAUGACAUCGCCCGACUGCUUUCCGAGGCCAAUGACCUCGAUGCUGAAGUGCAAAACAUGCGGGGAGAUCUCGCCAGUACGGGCUCGACGCAGACUGGCGAGCAAGUGCAGGUCGAAAUCGACCAGCUCGCCGCGGCCAUCAAGGUACUGAAGCGCGAGCUCAACGUUUUGCAGCAGGACCGCGAGACCAAGCGCACGCUUAUCAACAGCUUGGAACGCGAUGCGCACCGAGCCGAGGUGUCUGUGAUCACGAAAAAGCAAGAGUAUGCAAAGAAAGCGUCAAUCGAGCAACAGCUACAAGAGAUGAAUGCCGAUCUCGAAGAGCAGCAAAAGCGUACCAAGAGUCUCGACGCCGAGAUCGAGAGCGCAAAUGGACCCAUCCGUCGUGCCAAGGACGAACUCGAAGCGUUCAAGGCCGAAGCCAGCGAGGCGGAGGGCAAGCUCAGAGCGCGAGCUGACAAGCUGGAAGGGUGGGCCAAGCAAAUUCGAGAGCUGAAUGCUGCGGUCAACGCCUACAUCCAGCAGCGUGGCGAUCAGCGACUCGAAGAGUGCGAGGAGGCCAUUCAAGAGCUCGUAGACAAGAUCCAAGCCAUUCAUCGAGAGGCCAAGGAGCUCACGGACAAGGUGGCUGAGUUGCAAAAGGAGCUCAACCAGUCCCAGGCGACUGAGCGCAACAUCCUGGACAAUAUCCGCUACCGUCAGCUGGCCAAGGAUGUCGUAAAAAUCGAAGAGGAGAUCAACUCGUUGGACCUCGAACAGGCGCAACGCAGCCGAAAGCAUUUCGCCGACAAGUACACUGAGGCCAAGGAGGAAGAAAACAGGCUCAAUGGCGAAGCCUCUCACCUCAGCGGCGAGCUUGCAUCGCUGCGGUCACAGAUCAAAGGUCGUGAGCUUGAGCUGCGAGACGAGUUCAAGGGUGUCCAUCAGAACUACAAACGCAAGUUGAUCGAGGUCAAGACGUCGGAAAUGGCCAACAAUGAUCUGGAAAAGUACGCCAAGGCGCUGGAGAAUGCCAUCAUGCGCUACCAUGCGAUCAAGAUGGAGGAGAUCAACGACAUCAUUCGUUACCUUUGGCAAAAGACGUAUCAGGGUACGGACAUUGACACGAUCCUGAUCAAGUCGGACAACGAGGGGGCGCGCGGCAACAGGUCAUACAACUAUCGCGUCUGCAUGGUCAAGGACACGGUCGAGAUGGACAUGCGAGGACGCUGCUCGGCCGGACAAAAGGUGUUGGCGUCCAUUAUCAUUCGGCUCGCGCUGGCAGAGUCGUUUGGCAGCAAUUGUGGAAUCUUGGCGCUGGACGAGCCGACGACCAACUUGGACAAGGACAACAUCGAAGCGUUGGCGAGGAGUCUGGCCGACCUGAUCAAGGAGAGAGCGGAGAACAGCCAGUUGCAGCUGAUUGUGAUUACGCAUGACGAAGAGUUCCUGACGUUGCUCGGGCAGAAUGAUGUGCUCGAGUAUUACUGGAGGGUCAGCCGCGACGUGCAUCAGAAGAGCAUCAUUGAGCGGGAGCGCAUCCGCCACACGUAG
Messenger RNA from Sporisorium graminicola, 3930 nucleotides. RefSeq lists its product as uncharacterized. The record is from RefSeq and is a predicted model, not a curated record. NCBI's taxonomy places the organism in Eukaryota, Fungi, Basidiomycota, Ustilaginomycetes, Ustilaginales, Ustilaginaceae. The transcript has a single exon. Bases 1 to 3930 code for a protein of 1309 amino acids. Gene Ontology annotation, cellular component: Mre11 complex; condensed nuclear chromosome; nucleus. Gene Ontology annotation, biological process: telomere maintenance via recombination; telomere maintenance via telomerase; double-strand break repair. Gene Ontology annotation, molecular function: double-stranded telomeric DNA binding; G-quadruplex DNA binding; single-stranded telomeric DNA binding.